Molecule: messenger RNA, 4216 nt
Organism: Cheilinus undulatus (humphead wrasse)
Lineage: Eukaryota; Metazoa; Chordata; Actinopteri; Labriformes; Labridae
Product: ras and Rab interactor 2
Exons: 12
Coding region: 198-2576 (792 amino acids)
Biological process (GO): vesicle-mediated transport
Cellular component (GO): cytosol; endocytic vesicle
Molecular function (GO): small GTPase binding; guanyl-nucleotide exchange factor activity
Source: RefSeq, a predicted model, not a curated record
GAAUUAAAAAUGCGCUCCUCCGCCUUGUCACCACUGUUGUGCGCAUUUUCUUGACGAGCCCGCGUUCCCACAGCAUGGUGCUCGGACUCAGAGGCUCAGCACUGCUUUCCUCAUCACUCACCGUUAAAGUCGCGCGGACGCCUAAUUAGACAGCAGAGCACGCGCUGCACCUGUCCCCCCCCACCUUCACAGAAGAGAUGCAGGAGGUGGGCAGCACCCAGAAAGGCGCUCAGCGGGCAUUCAGUGUCCUGGAUCGCCUGCUCAUAACUCAUCCUGUGUGGCUCCAGCUGUCACUCAACCAAGACUCUGCCCUCUAUAUCCUGCUCAGAGAGCCUGUCGGGACGUUUUUGGUGCGAAAAUGCAGCUCCAGCCAGAGGAAGGUGCUGUGUUUUAGGAUGACAGCCGAAAGAAGUACCUCCUCUGUAAAGGAGUGCUUCAUCUGUGAGGAGGACUCCACAUUCGCCUUGGAGAGCUCAGCACUCAGCUUCCCUGACCUGUGUCGACUUGUGGCCUUCUACUGCAUCAGCAGAGAUGUGUUGCCCCUCCCGUUGGAGCUACCUGAUGCUAUCGCCAGAGCUACAACACACCGGCAACUAGAGGCUAUCUCACACAUGGGACAAGAUUUCUGGAAUGCACCGAGUGCUUCAGAGCUCCAAAAUGGACCGGUGGAUCCCAUCCCAUCGACCAGCGGCAGCAGCCAAAGUCAGAAGACAGUUACCCUGGACCAGUGUACCCUGCUGACCCGGGGCAGGCAGGGCAAACUUUGCUUUAUCAACCCACUCUUCCUACAGUUGGAGGUUAAGCAACCACAACUCGUAAACCACAGUGCCUCCAACAAACGGCACCGCUUCAAGCGAAGCAUGCGACUCCGGCUCUCCGAGUCCUCCAUGAAUCUGUCCCUGGAGGGGAUUGGCUCCUACUCACCUCCGACGUCUCUGGAUAAUCCCAUAGACUCAGAGAGGCUGCAGAAGGCCGGCACCAACCAACAGAGAAGAGUUCAUCCUGGGGCAGGGGUGCUGAGAAGAACCCCUGCUGUGUCACCUGGUUCUGCAGAUGAAGAGGACAUGAUGACUGUUCAUGUGCAACAAACAUCUACAAAGGAGGGGUCUCCACAGCCCCAGCAGGCCGGCCAAGCAGCUGAGCCAGGCACCGAGGUGUCAGCUCUGGCCUUGGAGCGCCGCCCGGCCCCGUCGUUGGCCGAGCUCGACAGCAGCAGCUCCUUCAGCAGCAUGGAUGAGGACAAUGACUCAGAUUCAGAUCCUGAAAGCAUGGCCAAAGCCAAAACUCACAUGUACCCACGCCCACCGCUGGUGCGCUCUCGAGGCCGUGGUGGGCUGCACCGUAUGAGCGAGGCGUUCGUGUGUUUCUUUGCUCCGGAUAAGCGGCUGACGCGAUUGGUGGAGGAGCUGUCCAGAGACAGGAGAUCCACCUUUGGAGGCAUGGUUCAGGAUUUCCUCCUGGCUCAGAGAGAGGUGCUCAAAUCCAUAGCUUCCUCUUCUUCUUCCUCUUCCUCGUCCCGUGUGACCUCUGUGCAGCUCCUGCAGGGUCUGCGGCUCUUUUUGUCCCAGGCGAAGUGCUGCCUGCUGGAUAGCGGAGAGCUGGAGCCUCCCAUUGAGACACUGGUGCCAGAGAACGAGAAAGACCUGGCGCUGGAGCGGGCUAUGUUCUCCUGUGUGCUCAGGCCUCUGCGCUCACACCUUGAUAAAGCUCUGGUCGAGUUGCAUAAUCAGGACAGCUCCAGCCAGCGUCUCACCCAGAACAUGCUCCGUCUGAAGGGAGACGCAGCCAUGGAGCGGCUUGGCGUGCGGACGGGCGUUCCUGACAGCCGCGAGGUGGAGAGGGUGAAGCAGAAGCUGAUCCUGAUGCAGCGCACGCACUCGCCCAUCGACAAAGUGCUGCUUUUGCUGCAAGUGUGCAAGUGCGUCCUUAAGGCCAUGGGAUCCUUACAUGGACAGGAAGUAAGCUGGGAUGACUUCCUGCCGUCUUUGUCGUACGUGAUUGUGGAGUGUAACAGGCCUCACAUCCUGAUCGAGGUGGAGUGUAUGAUGGAGCUGCUGGAGCCUUCCUGGCUUGGAGGAGAGGGAGGGUACUACCUGACCAGUGUGUAUGCCAGCCUGUGUCUGCUCCAAAACCUGGACAGGGAGCAGCCGAUCUCAGGCUGCUUGACGCCGGAGGCUCAGGAAGCGCUAAAAGAGUGGAGCUGCAGACGAAGCCGAGAAGCCCAGAGACAAAAGGAGAACCAGCAGAACCAAAGGUGCGUUCGGAUACUGUUCCAGGACGGGGAGCGGAGCGCCGUGCGGACGUUGCAGUGGAGAGCCGGAGAAACCAGCCAGGCCCUGGCGCAGCUGUGUGCCUCCACUUUCGGAGUGUCCGACCCGCAGCAAUACACCCUGUACUGGCGCAGCGGCGGCGAGAUGCGGGCCCUCCCGCCUCAGGCUCAGCCCCAGGACCUGGCCAGCCACAGUGAGGGAGGCCCUUCGCUCUCCUACCUGAGGACCGACCACGACUUCAGCAAGAUGCGGCGGCUCACCAGAGGUGGCGCCGUGGACCUGAGCGAGUCGGUGUGUGAGGAGUGAGUGGGAGGAAAAGAGGGAGGAGGGAGGAGGAGGAGGAGAUGGAUGGUUGCUCUGGCUUUCUCUCUCUUUCUCUCUCUUGUUCUGUCUCUUUCUCUUCGGCGCUGUGUUGUGUCUCGUCGUGGCUCAGGACUUGUUGUUGAAACACUUCAGCCCUUCUCCAGACCAGGAGCAGACCUGAAACGGUAAACUCUUCCCUCAAUGGACCAACAUGCAGAGCUCAGCAGGACCAACACAGGGACUGUUGCCAAAAGUUGUGCUGUGCAGCUCUCAGUGUGGCUGCUGCUGUAAAGGAGUGUACUAUUUGUGACAUGGAAAAUGUGUAAUAAAUGGAUUUGAUUGUAAUCUGAAACAUGAACCCAGAGUUAUACCAUGAAGGGAUUACAUCAUCCAAACGUGAAGAGGCUCAAAUCCAAAGACAAAUCUGUGAGACUACUGUUGCCUGGAAACAAAACCACGUCCUGUACGCACAGGAGAAGGCAAAUGACCCACCAUGGUGAUGUAACCCUUUCACUGUAUAGUUCUGGGCCAAAUCUUAAAGACACUUGGAUGUUUUCUUUCUUCACUUUUAUGUGUUUAAGUCUGCAGAGCUUUGAAUGGAACCUCCUUUUUAAAUCUGGGGAAAUAAACCUUUCUGUGCCCCUUUGAGUACAGCUUGACAAAAGAUGUGUUAAAGCCAAGACCAAACUUUAAUACCAAAGUGACAAAACAAAAAAGAAGAGGCUAUUUUGUGUUGCAACAGGUGGAAGAAAUCAGGUUUACAAGCUUAAAGGAAGGUUUAUUUUUAGAAUCACCCACAGAGACUAUAUUUAUUUUUGCUUUUGAGGAAAAAAAGCGCAGCUCUCCUCCGUUCUCGCGUAUUCUAUUAAGUGUUUUUGGCAGGUGGAGUAAUGAGCGAGUAGGAGGGAGGUGAUAGAAAAGCAUCAGCUCUCAGAUUUUUUUUAAGAACAUGUGAAAAAGCAUCACAUCGACGCUCUGAGAUAACCUGCAACAGAUUUACUGAAUGACUUGCGAAUGUAUUAAGGUCUUUUUUUUGCCUGUCAGAAUUUAAUCCUUUCACAAACAUUCAUUUCAUGUUGCUUUCCAGUUCUUCUGUUUCUCUUGGCCGUGAUGUAAAAACAAAACAAGCGGACUGGGAGGACAGUCGGACCGAUACACCAGCACCUCGACGUGACUGGUUGAAUGUAAAUUUUUCAAAAACGUCACCAGCUUCUGGCGACUCUUGCUGCAAGUCAUCACCACCACCAGACUGUUGGAUCAGUAUCACCCUCGAUGAUCAUAUUGUGUAUUUUAAAGCUAACUUUGAAUUGUUCGAUUUGUUGGGUAGAUAUCAAACCUAAGUAUGGAUUUUCAACAGUUUCUAACCAGCCGAGGAGGUUCAUUUUUGAGAACUUUUGACGUGUUUUUUGGACAUUAUUGCAUGCUUUUUUCAUUUUAACGUAAAGGUUCUGCGAAUGUGGUGUGUGCGUGAAGCAUGUGUUCAACGUGAGAGCUCACUAUUUCUUUUCAGUGUGGAAACACAUCAAUGUAUUUUUUUGUCAGGUAACUCAGUAUCGCAAUAAAAAAAAUUGCAAUAUCUGUUCACAAUGUCCCAUACAGUUUUGUCUUGAGGGAGUUUGGACGUCUUGCACAGAUUCAACCAC